AUGCUAAUUUCUUGUGGCAAAAAAAAGUUUCAUAUGCAUAUAGAUGCUGCUAUAAACUCUGGCAAUUCUGGAGGACCUGCUUUUAAUGACAAGGGAAACUGUGUCGGUAUUGCAUUCCAAUCACUCAAGCAUGAAGAUGCAGAGAAUAUUGGCUAUGUUAUUCCAACACCUGUCAUCAUGCACUUUAUUCAAGAUUAUGAAAAGAAUGGAACAUAUACAGUUAUCACUAAGCUAUCUUCUAUUAUUUCAAUAAUUAUCAAUCCAAUCCUUUGUCCCCCACGAAUUAUUUUGUGUUGCCCUUUAGGAUUUCCUAUUCUCGGAGUUGAGUGGCAGAAGAUGGAAAAUCCGGACUUGCGGUUAUCCAUGGGGAUGAAGCCUGACCAGAAAGGUGUGCGACUCGGAGCUGAGGGACACGUUUGA
Messenger RNA from Striga asiatica, 420 nucleotides. NCBI's taxonomy places the organism in Eukaryota, Viridiplantae, Streptophyta, Magnoliopsida, Lamiales, Orobanchaceae. The record is from the annotation of a GenBank genome assembly.